This is a messenger RNA of Chenopodium quinoa (quinoa), 1205 nucleotides long. Its product is annotated as bifunctional bis(5'-adenosyl)-triphosphatase/adenylylsulfatase FHIT-like. The coding region runs from base 289 to 927 and encodes 212 amino acids. The record is from RefSeq and is a predicted model, not a curated record. NCBI's taxonomy places the organism in Eukaryota, Viridiplantae, Streptophyta, Magnoliopsida, Caryophyllales, Amaranthaceae. Gene Ontology annotation, molecular function: catalytic activity. The transcript has 6 exons.
GCAACAUCGUAAAUCCGAGUGUUUUUUGAGUCACCGUGCUCUCGUGUCUAACUGUCUAUGAUCACUGAUUUUGUGUACAUUAGAUGCAUAUAAAAGAAUAAAGGCAAAUUCUUUCUUCCCUAUUCUAAACCCAGAAAGAGUGGAACUUUGGAGCAAGAUCUGCGCACAAGCCUUUUGCCAACAUCAUUCCCAGCAACAAUCGUAAACUCCGCAUUCCUCGAAGGCAGCUGAUUCAACUUAUUAACUCCCAAUUAAGACAGCACUAUAUCUCUGUUGGGAUUAGGGAAGAUGAUAUUAAGGCAAUUGGAGCACAUAAUGUUGUCACAGACUUUUACUGCCAUUACCAGGAGUUCCACUCUUCAGAGCAUGAGGUGUUCCUUCAUCACCCCGCUCUUCACAUCAUCAAGAGGUCUUCGAACUUUAUCCACCACGAUUACUAGAUCCUGCAAGAAGAUGGAAUCGGAUUCUUUUGCGUUUGGGCCUUACAAAAUAGAUCCAAAAGAAGUAUUUUACUCUACCAAUCUCUCUUAUGCCAUGGUGAAUUUGCGUCCUGUUCUUCCUGGUCAUGUACUCGUCUGUCCAAGGCGUGAAGUAAAGCGCUUUGCCGAUCUCACUGGUGAUGAGACCUGUGAUUUAUGGCUCACAGCACAAAAAGUUGGCAGGAAGUUGGAGCAUUACCAUAAAGCAUCAUCACUAACUCUUACAAUUCAAGAUGGGCCUCAAGCAGGACAGACCGUACCACAUGUCCACAUUCAUAUAAUUCCUCGGAAGACUGGUGACUUUGAGAAGAACGAUGAAAUCUAUGAUGUGAUUGAUGUUAAGGAGAAGGAAUUAGCUCAAAAGCUGGACUUGGACAAUGAAAGGAAGGAUAGAACCCUUGAAGAAAUGAAUCAGGAGGCAGAGGAAUACAGGGCUCUGUUCAAGUAACUAUUAAGCGUUGGUGCCCAUAUUUGCUUCAUAUUUCGCCCUGAUUUCACUUUCUUGCUCGUUUAGAACACACUGUUUUUUUUCAGAAACUGGGUAUUAUGCACUAACUAUUGAUCAUACAAUAUGAUUGAAAAUUUAAUGCUAGGUCAUGCAGUACUUGAUGCUUUACUAUGUUUAGCAUCUUUCUUCACUCUAAUUAAAAAUCAAUUGCUGAUGCUAUCUGAAAAUUAUAUCCUGACAAAAAGAUAUGUUAUUUCAAGCUUACUAUUCAAUUUUUA